AUGGGUGCCAUUCCGGAAGCCGACCCCGAUGAGGUUAUGGAGACCAAGCCCUUCAAGUUCGUGACUGCUGGCUACGACGCUCGUUUCCCCCAGCAGAACCAGACCAAGCACUGCUGGCAGAACUAUGUCGACUACUACAAGUGUACCACUGCCAAGGGCGAAGACUUCCGUCCCUGCAAGCAGUUCUACCACUCUUUCCGCUCUCUGUGCCCCAAGGCCUGGACCGACCGUUGGGACGGUCAGCGUGAGGCUGGCAACUUCCCUGCUCACCUCGACAAAUAG
Molecule: messenger RNA, 282 nt
Organism: Penicillium antarcticum
Lineage: Eukaryota; Fungi; Ascomycota; Eurotiomycetes; Eurotiales; Aspergillaceae
Product: cytochrome c oxidase subunit VIb
Exons: 6
Coding region: 1-282 (93 amino acids)
Cellular component (GO): respiratory chain complex IV; mitochondrion
Source: RefSeq, a predicted model, not a curated record